UCAACUGUUUGAUUUGUGUUCUGGUCAUGACACUGCAGAAUAGCAGUGUCAUGACAGGAAGUAUAUUUGAAGAUGAUAGACCAAACAAUGUAACCAGAUCUGGGGAUCGAUCAGAAAAAAAAAGGGAUAUAAGAAUGAUUUACACAAUAGUGCUAUUCCUGGUUCUUAUCCUGUCACUGGUUAGCAUUGGAUUCUAUAGAUGUAAAAAAAGAGUACAGUCACACAAAUACAGAGACAUAAAAAAAAAGGAGUCAAAUGAUGGCACACAUCCAACUGGUUUCCAAACAAUAAGAAUCGAACCUGAUCCAAGACUGCGGUUGUCAUCUGAUUUAACCAUGAUGUCCGAAUACCAUCUUCCUCUUGAUAAACACUAUGAAUUUAGUAGAGAUAAGUUGAUUUUGGGUGAAAAAUUGGGAGAAGGUGCCUUUGGCCUUGUCGUAAAGGCUGAGGCAGUUGAUAUGUUGCCAUCUACCACUUCAACAACCGUGGCUGUGAAGAUGCUUAAGGAGGAUGCAACUGACAGAGAAUUAAUAGAUUUAAUGCAAGAAAUGGAAGUGAUGAAAUUAAUAGGCAGCCAUACAAAUAUAAUUAAUUUUUUAGGAUGCUGCACACAAAAAGGGCCUCUCUAUGUUUUGGUUGAAUAUGCAUCCAAUGGUAAUUUGAGAGACUUUUUGCGGUCAAAGUGCUGCAUUUCAUUGAAAGAAAAGGACUUAAUAUCAUUUGCAUACCAAAUUGCAAAGGCAAUGGAUUUUUUAGCGUCAAAAGAGUGUGUUCACAGAGAUUUAGCUGCUAGAAAUGUGUUAGUUUCAGAAAACUUUGUAAUGAAAAUAGCAGAUUUUGGUUUGACUAGAAAUCUGAGCAAUGUGGAUUAUUACAGACAGACUGGAGAUGGUCGUUUACCAGUGAAAUGGAUGGCUCCGGAAGCAUUAUUAUACAGAAAAUAUACCAUCAAGAGUGAUGUUUGGUCAUAUGGAGUACUGUUAUGGGAGAUAUUUACACUUGGAGGAAUUCCUUAUCCAUCUGUUCCAGUGGAAAGAUUAUUUGAACUUUUAAAAGAAGGUCAUAGAAUGGGGAAACCUCCUUAUGCUUCAGAAAAAAUAAGUACAAUGAUGCAAUUGUGUUGGCAUGAGUAUCCAUCAGAGCGACCAUCGUUUAAUAAACUUGUUAAUGAGUUAGAUAAAUUGUUGAUGUCUAUGGCCAACAGGGAUGAAGAAUAUUUAGAUUUAAAACCACUAGAAAGUCCUACUACUAGCAUUCAAGAAGAGUACAUAGAAAUGAACAUGAUUAACAUGCCAACCCAAAUAAAACAGUAUCAUAAUUGGCCCCUUAUGACAAUCAGUUUACCAAAUUGUCUGAUAGAGAUUAUAUGAACUAACCUGUGAUAAGGACAUUCAUUAUCUUGUUAUGGCAUUCUGGGAACAAGUUAACACUCUGGGAGAUAUUCAACUUUCCAAUCUCAGGUAUGACAUAUGUGACAUAUAUAUAUGUCUGUGAUUAUCCCAUCAUAUCAUAGUCUCUCAUGUACAUUGCAUUCAUUGACAACUGUGUCUCAUAAAACAAGGCAAUCAUAUUUGUUUAUCUGGAUGUCUUCACAUUGACUACCAUUUUGUGCAAUCGAUGUUUUUUUUUAAUAAAUGCUUAAUUAAAAAAAUAGAUGGGCUGAAAUGUUGUAACCUCAUCUACUGACACCAAAGAAAAAGGAAUAAUAUAAGAAAUCUGAUUAGUCAUGAUCAGUGAUUAUCAGUGUGAGAGGUGUUUGAUCAGGAUUUACACACAAAUUUAUUCCAAUUCAUUGUAAGACCAAUUAAUGCACCUAAGUAACCUAGUAUGAAAUACAUUUGGUUGUCUUUAGAUGAUCAUGUGUUUAAGUUUCAGAGCUACAACUUUAUUUGUCACUUGUUUUUAUUUCUGUUCUAUUUAUUCUUUUUAGAGUUUAAGUAAAACUAAAUCAUUUAUGGUCUUGAAAAUAAAAGUGUAUUUUUAUUGAUAUGAAAACUUUGAUUUUUGAAAUUUACUGGAACUUUUUACAUUUUUUAAUACUAGAACUAGUACUGUUAUGUAAAUGUUAGGAGUUGAUGUUCUGAUAAUUACCAAUUUAUUUAAGAAAGGUGUCCAAUAUCUUUUGAAAAUUAUAAUUUUUUUGUUUUAUUUGCAAUUUAACAAUUUUCUGUUUCAAAGAUCAGAUUUAAAUUGUAACAGAGAAAAUUCUGUAGAGGAGAAAGAACAUCAAUUAAACAGAAAAAAAUCUUAAGAAUAUUCUUGAUUCGAUGUGCAUGAACUUUCAAACAUCAGAACGAGUGCAUUAAAAGCAUUGCCUACAGCACUCAAAUUAUUAAGUGUCCAAGAAAAGAUGAAUAUUCUAUAAUUCUAGUAUAACUGUCCAUGUUUAAUCUCAUUUAAUAUGGUUUAUUAGAUCAUUAGAUUUUUGUUUUUUUAAAUUCUUUUCAAUUAAAAGAAUAAAAGUUAGUCACCACAGAAAAAAACAUUUACAGUGAGAAAAAGGAUAUGACUUUUAUUUUGCAGGUAAAUUUAAAGUAUUCUUGUGAUAUUACUGUAAGGUUUUAGGUUUGUCCUUCUAUUUGUUUGAUUUUAAUUGAAAAAAAUAUUGACUUUAAGACAGAAAAGUUGUGAAUUUAAAAUAAAUAGAAUAAAAAAAAUUCAAUCAAUGUUUUCUUAAUUUUGAUAUGUUACAACUGAUGACUACAGGGAGUUCAAGCUCAAGAUUGAUAAAUUUCUCUAUUGCUGUUUAGGAGCUAAGGUCCUUGAUUAAUUGGAAAAUGUCACUAUAAGUCUUUUCUGUGCAAUAAGCUGAGAACUGUUCUACCAAUGAUUUUAAUAUAUGUUGUAGGGUUUCUUUCCCCUGGGUCAAAACAAGUUUUGCCACCUCUUUCUCCAAUAUUUUUUCACCACUCACAAUUUUUUUUCGCCAACUUAAUCAUUACAUAUUUCUGUUUAGAACUUGUUUUUCUUCUUGCUUACAAAAAACAUCAUUUUGCAGCAUUGUUGUCUUAUUUAUUAUAAUUCUGCAUAUCUUUUUUAUAAUCUACAUUGUAAUAAAUGAACAAAGAUACUGUAAAACUUGACAUCUCGGAACAUAGGAUUCAUCUUUAACCAAUUUAUUUGAUACUUCCUGUCUACUUAAAGGUCAAAGAACAAAGUCAGAGAUUUUUCUUACUUAAAAAAAAACAGUUCUCUUUUCUGGACCAAAGUAAAAGUUGAUAAGUAUAAAUAGGUACGCUGAUAAAACGAUUGUGAAGUACAAACUUACAAUUAUUUUUAUCAAAGUUGUAAAUAAGUCCUUUAGUUGACAUGUGAUAUUUUACCACACAUUUUGAUUUAACAAUACAAUUAACACCUUUAUUAAUUAGUUCAUUGUUGGCAUUUGCCAUCAAAUGCAAUCAGGUGAUAAUUGAUUUUCUGUCAUAAUGGAUACGCAUGACCAUUUCAAAGUGAAAUCGAAUAUUGUCUGAUCAAGGAAAAAGUCAGAGACACCUGAAAAAAAAUAACAAGAUGGACGAAGUUUAACAAAAUUGUUUUAUUCCUUUCCCUAAAUUCUUUCACCUGUUGUAACUGUGCGAUGACCAAAUUGAAGUUAAGUUUGAUAUUGACAAUUUUUUCUUUUGCUGUUCAGGAGUUAUGCUACCAUUACUUGAACACUUACACUAAUAGAUGUAAUAACCCAGUUUGUUGUCAUUCUUACAGCUCUUGUUUAUGUUAAUUUCAUCAAAUUUGUUGGGUAUUUAACAUAAAAUUUAUUCAUUUUUUAAAAGCAACAAUUUCAUUAUAUAUAUAAAGAUCUGUUUAAUUUGUCAAAGAACUCAACCUACAUCAAACUUUUGUUAAUAUACCAAAUAAAAUGCUUGUUGUCAAACAGUUUUAAAGUUUUUAGUUUUCAUAAGAUAAAAUUAAAAAUACUUAAAAAUCGUGAGAAAAUAGCAUUUAACCUACUACAUGUACUAUUGUAACUGAUUUUAUAGUUUAAAUAUUCCCUCGCAAACAAAGUUGCAAAUGGAUAUAGUACCCCUACAGUAUGUAACACCCUUGUGAACACUCAAGACUCAACACUGUUCAAGGGAUGUUGACUAAAUUUGGCAUAUACUAAGUCCUUAUGAAUAUAUAUUAACCCUUUAAAAUUUUGAUUUCAAGGUCAAAAGUCAAGCUAACAGUGGAACUUGUAAAUUAUUUACAUCCCUGUGAACAUUAAAAGCAACAUCCUUCAAUGGAUUUUGACCAAAAUUGGUAGAUACUUAGUCCUUAAAAAAAUCUAAAACCCUAGUGAAAUGAUAUUGAGCUGUUCAACAUUUUGUGAUUAAUGGUAAGUCAAUAUAAAUGAUUUGUGUUCAUGAACACAUCAAGAAAAAAUGUCGACUGUUUGUUAGCACCUUUUUAAAUCAAAUUUUCAAUCACAGGGAAACACAUUGUAUUUUGUUAUUCAUCAUUAAUUCAUAAAAUAAAUUGUUAAAAAUUGAUGACUUUAGACUCUACAAUAUACAUGGUAUAUAUAUUAUUUUCUUUAAUUCUGAAUUUUUUAGUUAUUUGAUUUUGUAUGAACUAUGUGUUAAAGAAGUCCGUCAUAUGCCACUGAUGUUUGUUAAGAUUAUGCAUAAAAAGAUUUCUGGAAAAUAAAUGCUGUUCAGAUAA
Messenger RNA from Mytilus californianus (California mussel), 4641 nucleotides. Its product is annotated as fibroblast growth factor receptor 1-like. The transcript has 11 exons. Gene Ontology annotation, cellular component: signaling receptor complex. Gene Ontology annotation, molecular function: transmembrane receptor protein tyrosine kinase activity; ATP binding. Lineage: Eukaryota; Metazoa; Mollusca; Bivalvia; Mytilida; Mytilidae. The coding region runs from base 27 to 1370 and encodes 447 amino acids. The record is from RefSeq and is a predicted model, not a curated record. Gene Ontology annotation, biological process: cell surface receptor protein tyrosine kinase signaling pathway; positive regulation of kinase activity; multicellular organism development.